Molecule: messenger RNA, 3229 nt
Organism: Erigeron canadensis
Lineage: Eukaryota; Viridiplantae; Streptophyta; Magnoliopsida; Asterales; Asteraceae
Product: putative calcium-transporting ATPase 13, plasma membrane-type
Exons: 1
Coding region: 24-3071 (1015 amino acids)
Biological process (GO): calcium ion transmembrane transport
Cellular component (GO): membrane; intracellular membrane-bounded organelle
Molecular function (GO): ATP binding; P-type calcium transporter activity; ATP hydrolysis activity
Source: RefSeq, a predicted model, not a curated record
UGAACAUUCCUUUCCCUCCAAAAAUGGUUUACGAAAUUCAUUCGAUCGGAUCAUUGUUGUAUAACGUAAGCACAGUAGCUCUUUCAACAGCCAAAAAAAGAUGGCGCCUGGCCUAUAUUUCAAUUAACUUCUCAAACACUUUGUUGUCCAUAAAAGUAUCCAAAAAACUGAAAAGUUAUUCCAUAUCAGAGAUAGUAGCAACACCUUCAUAUACUGCUCUUCUUAUCGACUCGCAAGCUAAUGACCAUAAUGAUCAUUUAGAACGCUUUUCGACCAUUGACCAAACUGAUCUCACAAACUUGGUCAAAAGUAAAGAUCUUGAAAAGCUGCAGAAUUACAAUGGUGUCACAGGUCUGGCUAAAUCUCUUCACACAACUCUCAAAAAUGGCAUUAUUAGCCAUGAUAUAGAAAGUAGGAAAACUGCAUUUGGUUCUAAUACUUAUAAUAAGCCGCCCCCUAAAGGGUUGGUUUAUUUUGUGGUAGAGGCUCUUAAAGACCCUACUAUACUUAUACUAUUAGCUUGUGCUGCUCUUUCCCUCGGAUUCGGUAUUAAAGAAGACGGGGUCAAAGAAGGGUGGUACGAAGGGGGUAGUAUCUUCGUAGCUGUCAUUCUAGUUAUUGUUGUUUCUGCAGUUAGUAAUUUCAGACAAGAAAAACAAUUUGAUCGUUUGUCGAAAAUAAGCAACAAUAUUAAAAUAGAUGCUAUAAGAGAAGGGAGAAGGCAAAAGAUAUCCAUUUUCGACGUCGUGGUGGGAGAUGUUAUAAUUCUUAAUAUAGGUGAUCAAGUUCCUGCAGAUGGUUUAUUCAUAGAAGGUCAUUCUUUGCUGAUAGACGAGUCAAGUAUGACCGGAGAAAGUGAUCAUAUAGACAUUGAUGCGGUCAGGAAUCCGUUUUUAUUCUCGGGUUCAAAAGUGGCAGAUGGGCAUGGUCAGAUGCUUGUGAUAUCAGUUGGGAUGAAUACCGCUUGGGGAGAAAUGAUGAGUUCUAUAACGGGUGAUUCUAAUGAGCAAACACCGUUACAGGCUCGUUUAAAUAAACUCACGUCUUCAAUAGGAAAAGUCGGUCUUGCAGUUGCUUUUCUUGUUCUUGCAGUUAUGUUAAUCAGGUAUUUCACUGGGAAUACAGAGGACGAGGAAGGAAACCGCGAAUACAAUGGGAAACGUACAAGUACAAAUGAUAUCCUCAAUUCUGUGACGCGUAUUUUCGCAGCUGCAGUCACCAUCGUUGUGGUGGCCAUCCCAGAAGGUCUGCCGCUAGCCGUCACACUUACACUUGCCUAUUCUAUGAAGAGAAUGAUGGCUGAUCAAGCUAUGGUUAGAAAGUUGUCUGCUUGUGAGACUAUGGGCUCUGCCACUGUCAUAUGCACUGACAAAACCGGGACAUUGACCAUGAAUAAAAUGAAAGUUACAAAAUUCUGGCUUGGUCUUGAUCUCAUUGAAGACGAUUCUUCAAGAGAUGUAGAUUCUAAAGUCCUUGAACUUUACCAUCAAGGGGUCGGUUUGAAUACAACUGGGAGUGUUUAUCAUUCAGGAACAACACAUGAAUAUUCGGGCAGUCCAACUGAGAAGGCGAUUCUAUCGUGGGCUGUCAUGAAUUUGGGUAUGGAUGUGGAGAAACUGAAACACGGUUCAACCAUUCUACAUGUUGAGACCUUCAAUUCCGAGAAGAAACGAAGUGGGAUUUCUGUUAAGAAGAAUGAAGAUAACACCAUUCAUGUCCACUGGAAAGGAGCAGCAGAGAUGGUGCUAGAAAUGUGUUCAAGUUAUUAUCAGAAAAACGGGGUUACAAAGCCAAUGAAUCAUGAAGACAAGACAUGGUUUGAAAAGAUCAUCCAAGGAAUGGCAGCAAGUAGCCUCAGGUGCAUCGCUUUCGCUCACAAGGAAGACGGGACAGCCUACAAGACACUAAAUGAAGAAGGGCUAACUUUGCUAGGAAUCGUCGGGAUCAAAGACCCAUGUAGACCAGGGGCAAAGGAAGCUAUUGAUGCGUGUAGGUCUGCAGGGGUAGAAAUUAAGAUGAUAACCGGAGACAAUGUUUUCACAGCAAAAGCCAUAGCCACAGAAUGUGGGAUACUCAAACCUGGUCAGCAUGUCACCAAAGGAGAAGUAGUAGAAGGCGAAGAGUUUCGUAACUACACUGACGAAGAGAGAAUGGAGAAGGUUAACAGUAUCCGAGUGAUGGCUAGAUCGUCUCCCUUUGACAAGCUUCUAAUGGUUCAGUGCUUGAAAAAGAAAGGUCAUGUGGUGGCAGUCACAGGCGAUGGCACAAACGACGCCCCAGCUCUCAAGGAAGCCGAUAUUGGCCUUUCAAUGGGGAUUCAAGGGACAGAGGUGGCAAAGGAAAGCUCAGAUAUCGUCAUCUUAGAUGACGAUUUUGCUUCAGUUGCAGUCGUCUUGAGGUGGGGUCGGUGUGUAUACAACAACAUCCAAAAGUUCAUUCAGUUUCAACUUACAGUGAACGUUGCAGCUCUGGUCAUUAAUUUCGUCGCAGCAGUUUCUGCUGGUGACGUUCCUCUAACAGCAGUUCAACUAUUGUGGGUCAACCUCAUUAUGGAUACUCUAGGUGCUCUAGCACUUGCUACAGAGCGGCCUACUAAAGAACUCAUGGAGAAACCACCCGUUGGUCGAGUUGCACCUCUUAUAACAAACGUAAUGUGGAGAAACCUAUUGGCGCAAUCUAUGUACCAAAUAACGAUUCUAUUGACCUUCCAGUUCAGAGGCAAAUCAAUCUUCAAUGUGGACGAGCGAGUCAAGAAUACAAUCAUCUUCAAUACUUUUGUUCUCUGCCAAGUAUUCAACGAAUUCAAUUCAAGGAAGCUGGAGAAGAGGAAUGUGUUUGAAGGCCUUCACAAGAACCGGUUGUUUAUUGGGAUUAUUGGGGUGACUAUCAUUCUUCAAAUUGUGAUGGUGGAGUUCCUAAAAGACUUUGCAGACACUGAAAAGCUGAAUUGGGGGCAGUGGGGAAUUUGUGUAGGAAUUGCAGCCUUAUCAUGGCCAAUUGGUUGGUUUGUAAAAUUAACACCAGUACCGGAAAAACCAUUUCUAGAUUAUAUCAGAGGAUGGGUUAGAUAACCGUCUGGAUGGAUGGCCACAGCCCAGUCCCCAUCCUCGACCAGCAUUACCAUUCUUUACUACUAUAGGGUUAUAUCUUAAAUGGUAUUUUAUUGAUUUUGUCCUGUAAAAAACUUAUUUUUCAAUAAUUAAUGCAUAAACUAUAUUAUUAGUGUGAA